AUUUUUCCCAUUCCAUUCUAAAAUAUAAAACAAAAAGGCGGGAAACAAGAAACACAUCACACCUCUCAAUUUCUGUUCCGCCAUGGAUUCCGACUCCGAUUCCGGCGGCUCUUACAUCUCCGCAACCCCACCACGUCACUCCUCUCCCCCACCACCACCUCCACACCACUCUCCUCCUUCGCGAAAACCACAGCAUCCUUCCCCACCAUCUCCAAGAUCAAACACUCUAUUCUCAACAAAAUGCAAACCCAAAUCCAAAACGAAGAUUCCGAACACUUCUAGACCAAUUUUAAGGCCUAAACCCAAGAAGCACUCUUUUAAGCCUGACCCAAUUGCAGUUCAGCCCGACCCAUUUCCCGAACCGGUUCCCUCAGUUAGGCCUGUUAGUCUCCAAGAUUUGCCUUUUAGGCUCAUUAACCCUUGUGGAUUUGAUCAAUGUGAGAGUGAAACAAGGCCAGCUAAAUGUUUGGCUGUGUUGAAAUUUGGGUCUUUUUCGAAAAAGAAUGUGGCUUGUUUGAAUUUCGAAGCUACUGAAGAGGAAAAAAAUAAAGAUUUUGGUUCUGCUCCUUCGGGUUCGGAAAAGGCUAAGUCUAGUCUUGAAUCUGGUGAAAAUGGUAAAGAUGGUUGUUUUGGUGGUUCGGGGUCGAAAAUUGAGGUGGAAGCUGGAAAAGCAGCUGGUUGUGCUGAAAAUGUGGUUAGGCCAGUGAAGAAGCAUCCUAAUUUGAUUAGUAGUGGUGAUUUUGUGCAGCCAGUUAAGAAAGCAAAGUGUUCUAAUGAAGGUAAUUUUGUGAGGCUUAAUAUUAAUGGCUAUGGACGGAGCAAGUUUAGUUACAAGAGUAAAAAUAGGAACUUUAAGUCUUCGAGAAGGAGGAAUAAGAAUUGGAAUGUUAGAGGUAAUGAUAGUAAGGAGGAGGGGGAGUUUGUUGAAGAGGAAGGGUUGGUUUUUGAGAAGAAAGGUGAGAAAGGGAGUGAAAAGAUAAGGGGGGAGUUUGAAAUGUUGGUUGAAGAGGCAGUGUUAAAUGUUAGAAAUGAGGUGUCAGAUGAGAAUUUAGUGAAGCUAUUGAAGCUUACUCAUGGGUUUGAUGAGUUUAGGGAUGGCCAGUUGGAGGCAAUUAAAAUGGUGCUAGAUGGGAAAUCAACUAUGUUGGUUUUGCCAACAGGUGCAGGGAAAUCUUUGUGCUAUCAGUUGGCUUCAAUGGUUUUGCCGGGGAUUACACUUGUUGUUAGUCCUUUGGUUGCUCUGAUGAUUGAUCAACUCAAACAGCUACCACCUGUCAUUCCUGGUGGUCUUAUAUCUAGCAGUCAGACACGUGAAGAGACCGAGGAAACAUUGAGGCUGCUACAAGAGGGUGCGUUGAAGGUCCUUUUUGUUUCGCCAGAGAGAUUUUUGAGUAAUGAAUUCAUAUCUAUUUUUUCUGCUGGCACACUUGUCUCACUUGCGGUGAUUGAUGAAGCCCACUGUAUCUCGGAAUGGUCCCAUAACUUCCGGCCAUCUUAUAUGAGGCUUAGGGCAUCCUUAUUGUGUGACUGUCUUAAUGUCAAGAGCAUUCUUGCAAUGACUGCAACUGCGACAAAAAAAACACUGCUUGAUGUAAUGAAUGCGUUGGAUAUUCCUCCUGCAAAUCUCAUCCAAGCAGCACAAUUGAGGGAUAACUUUAAGUUAUCAGUAUCUAUAAGUGAAAACAGGAUGAAACAUCUGAUGACACUGAUCAGGUCCUCUCCCUAUAAGGAAAUAACAAGCAUCAUUGUAUACUGCAAGUAUAAGUAUGAAACUGACACAAUUAGCAAAUUUCUAGCUGAUGGCAAUAUCAAGGCUAAGAGUUAUCACAGUGGUCUAACUGCAAAAGAGCGAAGCCGCACACAGGAAUUGUUUUGCUCCAACAAGAUAAGAGUGGUUGUUGCGACUGUGGCAUUUGGUAUGGGGCUUGACAAGAGUGAUGUUGGAGCUGUAAUUCACUACAGCCUGCCUGAAAGCUUGGAAGAGUAUGUCCAGGAGAUCGGUCGUGCUGGACGGGAUGGGAGAUUGUCUUUCUGUCAUCUUCUUUUUGAUGAUACCACAUAUUAUAAGCUUCGGAGUCUUAUGUACAGUGAUGGUCUAGACGAAUAUGCUGUAAAUAAGUUCCUUCGUCAAGUUUUCAGCAGCGAUGAAUUUGCUGGAAAAGUUUGUUCAUUGCCCAAAGAAUCAUUAUCUCGUAAAUUUGACAUGAAAGAAGAGGUGAUGCUUACAAUUUUAACACGCUUGGAGUUGGGUGAAGUCCGCUACUUGCAUUUACUUCCAGAAAUGAAUAUAACUUGCUGCUUGAAUUUCUAUAAGACUCCACCCGCAGUACUGGCUUCAAAGGAUGUUUUUGUUGCUGCGAUUAUGAAGAAGUCAGUAACAAAGGAUGGCCACUAUGUGUUUGACAUACCUACUGUAGCAAGCAGCAUGCAUGUUCAAGUUAUGGACCUCACAAAUCAGCUGCAGUAUCUUAAGUUGAAGGGAGAAGUUACAUAUGAAUUGAAGGAUCCAGCAUAUUGCUACACAAUAUUGAAUUCCCCAAAGGAUAUAUGCUCACUUACAGAAGAUCUUACAAAGUGGUUGCUGGAGGUUGAGAGUUGCAAGGUAAAGAAGCUAGAUGCAAUGUACAAUGCUGCAGUCUUUGCAGUGAAAGAGUGUGAUAAAAUGCUUGGCUGCAAUGAUUGCACACCAUUCUUGCAAAAGAAGAUUUUGGAAUACUUCACGGCAGAUGAUGGCAAUGAAAUCCCUAAUAAGAUGGGCCAAAGCAGCCCCUUUUUGCGAUCAGAUAUAAAGGUUUUUCUGCAGAGUAACAACCAUGCCAAGUUUACCCCUAGAGCUAUUGCAAGGAUAAUGCAUGGGAUAGCCAGUCCAGCCUUCCCUUCUGCGAUUUGGUCCAGAACUCAUUUCUGGGGAAGGUAUACGCAGAUAGAGUUCAAGGCGGUUAUGGACGCAGCCAAGGCAGAGCUUCUAAAUAUUGUUGGGAAGGACGUAAUUUAAUGGAUAACUACACGGAAAGAUGUCUUAGGGGUAAACUAGUUUCAACAGAAGGUUAAUGUCGACGAAUGGUUUAUUUUACCAGUCAUUAACUUUAAAACUGCUCAGAUAACUAAAGUUGUGAGUUUGCAAGAAGAAAUCAUUUGAUUCUGAGAAGGGACAGAGAAGGUUUUGAGUAAAUAUACGCUUCAGAGCUACUAUUCUAACUUGGUUUCUAGAGAAGUCUGGGUAUACUUCACACAGGGUAACUGGAAAAAACAACAUUAGAUUAUGCUAUGCUGCCUGAGAAGGGUUGGAUGGUGCUAGCACACUGGGGCAGCUCAAAGGAAACAGAAUGUCGUCCAUUUCUUAAAUUAAUUAAUAACAGUGGUGUAGAUGCUGUUAUUGAAUCUGUAGACUGUACAAUGUAUAUAGCUUUAUUCUCAAUUUUUUUAUUACAAAAACAAAAUAAAAUUCAGGUUUAUACAAAAGAAAUUUGCAAAGCUAAUGGAGUAGCAGUAGCUGCUGCUGUAGAUAAGCCAAGGUGAUGAAUAUUAAAUUUGUAUGAACAGAAAUUUAACAUGGCUUUUGUCACCAUUCUACAAUGCACAUGGUGAAGCAACUUCAAGA
Messenger RNA from Daucus carota subsp. sativus, 3601 nucleotides. RefSeq names its product ATP-dependent DNA helicase Q-like 5. The coding region runs from base 83 to 2995 and encodes 970 amino acids. Gene Ontology annotation, biological process: double-strand break repair via homologous recombination. The transcript is spliced from 19 exons. The record is from RefSeq and is a predicted model, not a curated record. NCBI's taxonomy places the organism in Eukaryota, Viridiplantae, Streptophyta, Magnoliopsida, Apiales, Apiaceae. Gene Ontology annotation, molecular function: 3'-5' DNA helicase activity; nucleic acid binding; four-way junction helicase activity. Gene Ontology annotation, cellular component: chromosome; cytoplasm; nucleus.